GCGCCCCCACUCACCUGUGCAGUGUUCGCGACGCACCCCGAGCGAACCGGAGGUGGGGAGCGUCCUCUCCCAGUGCGAGUGACAAACCAUCAUGCGCAAGUGUACCCUCAUAAGGCUGUAGUUUAGAAAACGUGCUAAUUUAUUUUCUGGAUAUCGGUGCCCUCUUCAGUGGUGAGGAUUUUUGAAAGAUUAUCAGUGACUGUUUGAGUGCGUUCACACCAUGAAGAUGGCCAGGCGAGGAGGCGCGGACCCAACACCCAUAUGCCGUUGCCGAGUGUUGUACCUGGGGUCCUCGGUGCCCCAGGUCACGAAGGAUGGCCUGCAGGGCAUCCAGGAACCCCUGAGAGAGCUGUAUCCUGCUGAAGGGGCGGUCAGUGCCCGAGGGAUCGACUCGUGGCUUUCUGUGUGGUCGAACGGACUUCUGUUGGAGAAUGUCGACGAGAACCAGAAAAAGGUCACUCGGUUCUUCCCCAUCGACUCUCUCCAUUACUGCGCCGCCGUCAGGUACGUGGUCGUGUCGGGCGGCGGGGAUGCGACCGUCCCGAGGUUCCUGCCGCUGGACUCGCCCUUCGCCCGGAACCCCAACAUCAACCACCCGCCGCUCUUCGCCUGCAUCAUGCGCAGGACCACAGGCAUCAAGGUGCUGGAAUGCCACGCUUUCAUCUGUAAGCGUGAGACGCCUGCCAAUGCGCUCGUGCGCUGCUGCUUCCACGCCUAUGCAGACUCCAUGUACGCCCGCACCCUGGAGGGCGGAAACAGCCAGUACGGCUCCGUGUACGGCGGCCGCGCCACGGAGGAACGGGCCAUUGAAAUCGAGGACUUCAGCAGUGCCGCUUCUGAAAUCAUUCCUGCGUCGGUGAACUCGUCCCCGACCCAGGAAGCGCCGGCCUCCCCGACCUCGCAGGGCUCGCCCGGCGACGAAAUAUCCAUAUACAACGGCGACGAGAAUCACAAGGUGUGGGCGGGGCCGCCGAAGACGGAGACGGACCUCAUCUACACGGAAUACAAUUCGGGCACGAUGCGAUCGGCGAGGUCCACGUCGUCGCUCUACGGCACGGCCGGCGGCACGAGACCUGCGCGGCCGCGGCAGAUGAUCAUGCCCUCCGUGGCCCCGCCGCCGCCCCCGGAGAUGGACAAGGACAAGAAGUCAAAGAAAGACUCGAAAAAUAAGUCUCGGCGCGACGACGACGAGAUGAGUCGCCUGACCAACGGCGUCCCGACGCGCCCCGCCAGCGUCGUCAACGGCGGCCCGCGGCACCACAACGGCAGCCUCCCCAGGCACAUGAACGGCCACUCUUCGCCGCCCAAGGGCAAGGGCAAGUUCCCCCGCCUCCUGCACGGGAGCAGCAGCCUCUCCGACAGGAGGAGCAAGGGCAUGAGGGGCCCCCCACCCUUCAUCAUGGUCCAGGGGCCACCCGGGCCUCCUGGACCCCACGGGCCGCCCAUGCCUCAUGGCCCGCCGGGGCCACAUGGGCCGCCAGGACUUCAUGGGCCUCCUGGUCCCCACGGGCCACCAGGGCCACACGGACCCCCGGGGCCUCCCCACAUGGUGCCCCCCAUGGGUCCCCCGAUGGGUCCCAUGCCGCCUCCUCCUCCUCACAUGAUGCCCCUCCAGGGCCCUCCGCCUCCUCAUAUGCUGCCCCCGCCGGGCCCUCAUCACGCCAUGCUGCCUCCGCCCGGGCCUAUGGCAGCCUAUGGGCCCCCUGGACCCCACGGGCCUCCGGGCAGACGACCGCCAUCCCGCGUCCUCGAGGAACCUAUUUACAUGCCCUCCACGCGGCCUCUGAGCCCCACGGCCUCCUACCAGCCCGGCCACUUCCCCCACGAGCAGUACCUCCUGCAGCAGUACGCCACCACCGGCCGCCCCAAGCACAAGAAGAAGAAAAAGAGCAAAAAGGAAUCCGACGAGGACAUCUACGGCAGGAAGGGGCACCUGAACGAGCGAGCUUUCUCCUACAGCAUCCGGGAGGAGCACAGGUCUCGCUCGUACGGCUCCUUGGCGGGUCUCGGCGAGGACUCCAUGAGUAAGAAGGAUCGCGAGAUCCUCCAGAUGGUCGCGGACCUCGAUCUGAGCGGCGAUGAGCUGGAGCGCGUGGAGCCUCGGCCCGGAGUGUACCGCCCCCCGCACUCCGACCGAUUAUCCGCCGCGGGUACCAUCACCUCCAGGAUCUCCAGAGCUUCCCGACGGUGAACUUCCAGAGCGACGACAGGCAGAGAGGAAGCAACACUCAUCCAUCACCAGCGCCGAUCUUCUCGAGGAAAACAUUAAAAA
This is a messenger RNA of Penaeus monodon (black tiger shrimp), 2272 nucleotides long. RefSeq names its product collagen alpha-1(III) chain-like. The record is from RefSeq and is a predicted model, not a curated record. The transcript is spliced from 2 exons. NCBI's taxonomy places the organism in Eukaryota, Metazoa, Arthropoda, Malacostraca, Decapoda, Penaeidae. The coding region runs from base 221 to 2191 and encodes 656 amino acids.